Messenger RNA from Microthlaspi erraticum, 1056 nucleotides. The record is from the annotation of a GenBank genome assembly. Lineage: Eukaryota; Viridiplantae; Streptophyta; Magnoliopsida; Brassicales; Brassicaceae.
AUGGCAGCAGCGAUGUCUUCUUCUUGUUGCGCUUCGUCGCUUCGUCUAAUUCCAUUCAAACGGACCCUGAUUUCUUCCGUUCAUUAUCCGGCAAAAACCUUAUUUUUCCGGCCAAUUCCCUCAUUUCGUCGGACGAUCGUCACCUUCCAGAAAAUAUCAGCCGGAAUCGUUCCUCCGCUAUCUGCUUCAUCCUCUCCGUCGAGCUCCGAUGAUCUUCAACCCAUAGAAGAGCUUCCUCCGAAGCUACAAGAGAUCGUCAAGCUAUUCCAAUCGGUACAAGAGCCCAAGGCCAAGUACGAGCAGCUGCUCUUCUACGGGAAGAAUCUGAAGCCGCUCGAUUCCCGAUACAUGACGAGGGAGAACAAAGUAGAAGGAUGCGUUUCUCAGGUGUGGGUUAGGGCUUUCUUCGACGAGGAGCGCAACGUCGUGUACGAGGCCGAUUCCGAUUCGGUUCUCACCAAAGGGCUAGCUGCGCUUCUAGUCCAGGGCUUAUCUGGAAGACCCGUGCCUGAGAUUUUGAAGGUAAAACCUGAUUUCGCUGUUCUUCUCGGUCUCCAGCAGAGCCUGAGUCCUUCGAGAAACAAUGGGUUCCUUAAUAUGCUCAGGUUGAUGCAAAAGAAGGCUCUUUUCUUGGAAGUCAAAGCUGAGGAGGGUACAAGUUCCGAAGAAGCAAGUGUUCUUGAGGCGGAAUCAGACUCCAAACCUAGUUUAAUUGAGGAUUUGGGAACGGAAGAGAUUGAGGAUUCCGAUAGUGAGUCAAAUGUUGAUGCUUUAGGGAGUAGAGGGAUGAGGAUUAGAGAGAAAUUGGAGAAGGAGCUUAGUCCUGUUGAGUUAGAAGUUGAAGAUGUUUCAUACCAGCACGCAGGGCAUGCCGCUGUUAGAGGUAGUGCUGGUGGUGAUGGGGAAACGCAUUUCAACUUGAGAAUCGUUUCGGAUGGUUUCCAAGGUAAAAGCUUGGUGAAGAGACAUAGGAUGAUAUAUGACUUGUUGCAAGAGGAGUUGCAGAGCGGGUUACAUGCUCUCUCUAUUGUGGCUAAGACUCCGGCUGAGGUUUGA